AUGGUGGUAAAUAAUCCAAAUAAUUGGCAUUGGGUUGACAAAAACUGUUUGGCAUGGUCUAAGGAAUACUUUGACGAAAACUUGACUGGUUUGAAAGUGGAGGAAGGUAGUAGCAAAGUUGAAAUUGCCAAUGUUUCUUCUGUUGAGGGUGACGUUGACGUUUCGCAAAGAAAGGGAAAGGUAAUAUCAUUGUUUGAUGUACGAAUUGUGUUGACCUUCAAGGGAUCCAACGAUAAAGUUGGCGAUAUCAACGGGUCAAUAACCAUUCCGGAGUUGGCAUAUGACAGCUCUUCUGAUGGGUUGGUAUUUGAUAUCAGUGUCUACAACGAGUCAAGCGAAAAUUCAAGCAUUACCGAUUUGAUCAAGAGGAAAUUGAUCCCAGAAUUGAGAAAGAAGUUGAUUCAAUUUGGACCAGAUUUGAUCGAAAUGAACAGCAAGGAUAUUCAAUUGGAAGCUGACAAAGUGACAUCGACGUUUACGAAAGCAAACUUGACCCAAAGUAACAAGUCGGAGACGAAGACACAACCCAAAACGGAGUCAUCAAAGGGUGCUUCUAUCGCCAAACCUUCAUCAGGACAACAAGCAAAGUCUCAAUCUUCAGUUCCAAAGUACAACACCACAACCUUACAUCUUGAGCCAACUUUCAAUACCUCGGCUGAACAAAUCUAUUUAACUUUACUUGAUGCCUCAAGAAUUGCCGCCUGGACAAGGUCUCCUCCCGAAAUUGAACUGUUUCCACCUAAAGAGGGUUCGACUUACAAGUUUUUCGGUGGUGCGGUUCUGGGAAAAUUUUUGAAACUAGUGCCCAAUGAGCAAAUUGUCGAAUUGUGGAGAUUACAGGAUUGGAAAGAGGGCCACUAUGCUGAAUUAGACAUGAAGAUGAUUCAAAGCAGUGGGGAGACCAAGGUGGUUGUCAAAUUUAGUGGCAUCCCAAUUGGUGAAGAGGAGAGGGUUAGAGACAAUUUUGAGGACAUGUAUAUUAGAACUAUCAAAAUCACUUUUGGGUUUGGUGCUGUUUUGUAA
This is a messenger RNA of Lodderomyces parapsilosis, 1023 nucleotides long. RefSeq names its product Aha1p (gene AHA1). Gene Ontology annotation, cellular component: cytosol. Gene Ontology annotation, molecular function: protein-folding chaperone binding; ATPase activator activity. Bases 1 to 1023 code for a protein of 340 amino acids. The transcript has a single exon. Gene Ontology annotation, biological process: positive regulation of ATP-dependent activity; protein folding. Lineage: Eukaryota; Fungi; Ascomycota; Pichiomycetes; Serinales; Debaryomycetaceae. The record is from RefSeq and is a predicted model, not a curated record.